Nelumbo nucifera (sacred lotus) is the source of this 3112-nucleotide messenger RNA. RefSeq names its product mannosyl-oligosaccharide glucosidase GCS1. Gene Ontology annotation, biological process: oligosaccharide metabolic process; protein N-linked glycosylation. Gene Ontology annotation, cellular component: endoplasmic reticulum membrane. The record is from RefSeq and is a predicted model, not a curated record. NCBI's taxonomy places the organism in Eukaryota, Viridiplantae, Streptophyta, Magnoliopsida, Proteales, Nelumbonaceae. Gene Ontology annotation, molecular function: Glc3Man9GlcNAc2 oligosaccharide glucosidase activity.
GUCCAGUCUUAACCGAGAGAACCAGAGUGUCCCAGGGUCCAAACGACCAAACGUUGCCAGAGAUAGAUGACCACGACCAGCAGCAGCAGAGUCUAGGUUCUCCCGCGUCUUGUUUGAUGUCACUUCGGAUCAAGUCGAAGAAUAUCAACAAUUUUACCCUAAAUCUAGAAAGCCAUAUUCAGAAAAUUUUACUGUUCAAGUUGGCGCCAUUGGAUCUUUCAGUGAUUUUUGGUCGCUGGUCAAUGCAAGAAGAGCCCUAAUCUUCCUGCUCUUGAACAAUCUGUGAAUAACCGAUCCCAGCAUGACUGGGAGUAGCAGAAGACCUGCUCGGAGCAGGAUAAAAUCCUCAGCUGAUGCCGAUGGCGAUAAUUUUCUUAGUGAUAGAAAGUCGAGUCCGAGAAGUAGAAAGGAGCGACAUAGAGAUCACAAUUUGAUUCGCAUAAUGGACGUUAAUUUCAGAAGCCUUCUUAUAGUUGGUAUUUUGGCGCUGCUUCUGGUUGUCAUUUUAGUAACUUAUUAUCUAAUGAAACCCACUGAAGAAGUUCAUAAACUCAGAGUUGUUACGCCGUUGCCUGCUCCAAGAAUGAUGGAUCUUACACAGUUCCAAGGUGAGCACAGGGAGAGCUUGUAUUGGGGAACUUACCGGCCACAUGUUUAUCUUGGAAUCCGUGCCAGGACACCGCGGUCGUUAAUUGCUGGAUUGAUGUGGAUUGGUAUAAAGGAUGGAAGGUACUCCAUGCGUCAUGUGUGCCAAGAUUCUGAUGAACUUAGCACGUAUGGAUGGACACAUCAUAAUGGACGGGAUUAUGGACAUCAGGUGUUGAUUGACCAAGAUAUGACAUUGAUGACAAGUUUCGUAAAAUCGAAGGGGAAUGGCAGUGGCUACGGAGGAGAUUGGGCAAUUCGAACAGAUGUGCAAAACAAUAAAUCUGAAGUCGACCAGGAGAUGUGGAGGACAGGUCAUGUUUUCUUCUAUUUGGCUGAUGAAGGAGGCAAUACUUUAAAUAUAGGUACAGGGGGUUUAGACAUUCACGAUGGCUCUCUUCUGGCAUUUGGAUCACGUGAGGACAUUGGAGGUUGGGAACUCCAUUUAGUCUCGAAGGACAAUUUGGAAGUUCAUUAUUCUGGGUUCAGGACUCCUCACAUGCACAAUUUAACUGAGCUUGUCCAAGAAACCCUUGGAACCUAUGCAAGAAGGGUGGGCCGUCUGCAGCUACCUGACACAUCUGAUGAUUCCCCAAACAUUUUAAUCUUUCAGAUUUCUGCGCUUGUUCCUUUCAGAACAGAUAUUGCUUUUGUAUCAGGAACUGAUCUGAAGAACUCAAGAGUUGAAGAACGAAUCAACAAGCUUACAGGAAAUCUACUGACUGGUUUACUCAAUGAGAAACAAAAUGAUUUUGAAGAAAGAUACAGAAGGUGCUUUAAUAUGACAGAUAAGGUUGAUUCUGAAUCAAUUAUUGUUGGUAGGGCUGCUAUUGGAAAUCUGUUGGGUGGAAUUGGCUACUUCUAUGGCCAGUCAAAAAUUGCCAUUCCAAGAGAUUCAAAUAUUAAAAAUGGUCAUAACUUUGUUCCAUAUUGGCCAGCAGAACUUUAUACAGCUGUUCCAAGCAGAUCAUUCUUCCCAAGGGGGUUCUUAUGGGAUGAAGGUUUCCAUCAGUUAAUGAUCUGGCGUUGGGAUAUCCGAAUUUGCUUGGACAUCAUUGGACAUUGGUUAGAUCUAAUGAAUAUUGAUGGAUGGAUACCCCGUGAACAAAUUUUGGGUGCUGAAGCUCUAAGUAAAGUUCCAGAGGAAUUUGUUCUUCAGUAUCCCACAAAUGGAAAUCCACCAACUUUAUUUCUGGUUUUGCAUGAUCUAGUUCAUGGCAUAAAACAAAAUAAGUUUACUACAACUGAAAGCAUUGAGAUAUCUUCAUUCCUGGAAAGGGCUUUUGUUCGCCUUGAAGCAUGGUUCCAGUGGUUCAAUACUACACAAUCAGGAAAGGAUGCUAGCAGUUAUUACUGGCAUGGAAGAGACAAGGCAACAACUCGUGAACUAAACCCAAAGACACUGACUUCUGGGUUGGAUGAUUAUCCACGUGCAUCACACCCAAGUGAUGAAGAACGGCACCUGGAUCUAAGAUGUUGGAUGUUUCUUGCAGCAGAUUGCAUGAAUUCCAUUGCAGAGAUUCUUAAAAGGAAAAAUGACCCAACAAAGGAUUACCAUGCUACAGCUAAAUUGCUCUCAAAUUUUGAGGUUCUGAAUAAGAUGCACUUCGAUGAUGCUUAUGGGGCUUAUUUUGAUUUUGGCAAUCAUACUGAAAAGGUUCGCUUGAGGUGGCAAGAAACCAAGCAACCAGGUAGCAAUUAUGCAAGUCGAGAGUUUGUCCGGGAGGUUCUAGAAACACCAAAGUUGAGAUUUGUUCCUCAUAUUGGUUAUGUCAAUCUCUUUCCCUUUAUGAUGAGGAUCAUCCCACCUGAAUCGUGGAUCCUGGGAAAACAGCUGGACCUGAUUUCGAACAGGAGCACAUUGUGGACAGACUAUGGACUACGCUCUCUGUCGAAAACAAGCUCACUGUACAUGAAACGCAAUACGGAGCAUGAUCCACCUUAUUGGAGAGGCCCCAUUUGGAUGAACAUGAAUUACAUGAUCCUGUCGUCACUCCACCACUAUUCUCUAGAAGAUGGGCCACAUAGAACCAGAGCUGAGGCCAUCUACAAGGAAUUACGGGAAACCUUGAUUAGAAACGUCGUCCGUAAUUAUUUUGAGACAGGGUAUUUGUGGGAACAAUACGACCAAAAGAACAAGGGGAAGGGGAAAGGUGCACGCCCUUUUACUGGUUGGACUUCGCUUGUUGUUCUGAUCAUGGCAGAAGUUUUCAGCGAAACCUAAGCCGUUGGCUUUGCUCUAACUUUCAAUUUAAUUGUGUGGAUUUACAUCAAUCACAUUGUUUACUGUAAAGUGUAGACCAUCAAUUAGCCCUGUUGCUGCCAGGUCGUUGGACGAAUGAAAAGUAAAGCAGCAGAUGGGCUAUAUGAAUUAUGAUGUAUAAACCUAAAAUAUAAGGAGAUGAGGAUUGAACUGUCGGAUCAGAUGUAGCAAAAUAAAUCACUAAGUAGGUUUUACUGGUGGUCA